AUGAACAAAAUUCCUAACUCCCCCCCUCUCCGUUAGUGAACAAAAAAAUUUUGUUCACUCACGGAGGGGGGUUAAUUUUUUUGUUUUAAAAAAUUUAUAUAUAAAAAAAAUUGUUUUUUCGAAAUUAUAAAAAUCCUAAUUCGCAAAAAAUUGAAAGCAAAUAUUAAUUUAAUUUAUAAAAUUUAUGUUUUAAAACGCAAUUCGUUUAAAAUUAAACAGAAUUAGCUCUAGAUUUCAUUAUAAUAAUUAUCGCUUAUAUAUCAAUUUUUUUUCCAUAAAAAAUUUUUAAUCACUCACGGAGGGUGGGUUUUUGGGCAAAAAAUAGCGAUUUCUCUAAUGGUUUUGUUCACUCACGGAGGGGCGGGGAGUAAGCUCCGGCAAACAGAGCUUCAAGAAUUUUCACGCCAAACCUUAUUUUCCCCAGAAGAGGUAGAAAUGCUAUACAAGCGAUUUUAUGAAAUUUCUAAAUCUGAAGUAGAUGACGGCGUAAUUGAUUAUUCUGAAUUUUGUCUUGGCUUAAAACUGCCUCUUUCACCUAUGAUCUCUGAUAGAGCAUUUCGGCUAUUUGAUGCGAAUGGUGACAGAGUUAUAAAUUUUCGAGAGUUUUUAUUAGGGUUAAGUACAUUUAUUACAAAGAAUACUGAAACACCUAGAACGAGUCAAGAAAUAAAUAAGUCUAUUAUGGCAACGAAGUAUAGAGAUCAAAUUGAGGCUUCUUUUCGGAUGUAUAAUGUAAAAGAAGAAGGUAAAAUAUACGUUGAUGACAUAAAAGCUCUUUUAACUUCUGCAGUUUCUCAGAUAACAUCUUUUGGCCUUAGUCAAGAACAAAUUUCACAAAUCGUUGAAAGCUUAAUUAAGACAGAAAUGUGUAUGGAAGACGAGCAUGGGAAAUACAUUGAUAAGGAUUCUUACUCCCCCCCCCCUCCGUGAGCGAACAAAAAAAUUUUGUUCGCUCACGGAGGGGGGUUAAUUUUUUUUUUUAAAAAAAAUUUAUAUAGAAAUUUUAUAAAAAAUAUUUUUUUCGAAAUUUAAAAAAAUCCUAAUUUGCAAAAAUUGGGAAGCAAAUAUUAAUUUAAUUUGCAAAAUUUAUGUUUUAAAACGCAAUUUGUUUAAAAUUAAACAGAAUUAGCUCUAGAUUUCAUUAUACUAAUUAUCACUUAUAUAUCAAAAUUUUUUUCCCAUUAAAAUUUUUUCUAUUAAAAAAAUUUUUGUUCACUCACGGAGGGUGGGUUUUUGGUCAAAAAAUGGCGAUUUUUCUAAUGGUUUUGUUCGCUCACGGAGGGGGGGGGGGAGUUAUAGAAAGAUGAUUAUCAAUGACAAUCGAAUCGUCAAAUGAUUGGGAAUCGAUAUGGAAAGAGUUGUCCAUAGCUAUAGGUUUGUAAACGUCAAAAAAUCAAGAUCAAGGUGCUUACCUUUAUAA
Molecule: messenger RNA, 1420 nt
Organism: Blepharisma stoltei
Lineage: Eukaryota; Ciliophora; Heterotrichea; Heterotrichida; Blepharismidae
Source: the annotation of a GenBank genome assembly